AUGGCCUCCUCACACAGCCAGAACCUUAGUAUGAUGGAUACUGGUAUCGAGAGGCAUCGAUCAGAGAAGCUCGGUACGGAUAGCGCCGAUGAUGUUCCAGAACGUGUUCCUCUCUGGGCACCAAUGGUGCCACGGGAAGCAUCGCUAUGGUGCCACCGUGCCACCACAGCGAUGCUUCCCGAAUACACGCCACGAGUCGGAUCGCCGGGAGGCGCGUCGCUCAAGGCGCAAGGUUUCCUCCCCGCCGCUUUCACCGCCAAAAAAGAAGACAACUCCCAUAACUUCGCAUCCCUUCUGUUCUGCGCGAGGCAGGGGCACGGCCCGGGAGGAGCCUGUGAGGCGUCUCACAGACUAAGCGGAGGAUCGGCGGUGGGGCAAGUUGCCCCACCGCCAAUCGAAAGCAUCGGGCACAUAUUGAUCAGCUCGCUCUGGAGGCUGGCUCGAACCCCUGACGAUUUUUGCCCGACAACAAUACGCUGUUUCUGGGGAUUGACGCAGAUCUGA
This is a messenger RNA of Puccinia triticina, 504 nucleotides long. RefSeq lists its product as uncharacterized. The coding region runs from base 1 to 504 and encodes 167 amino acids. The transcript is spliced from 2 exons. Lineage: Eukaryota; Fungi; Basidiomycota; Pucciniomycetes; Pucciniales; Pucciniaceae. The record is from RefSeq and is a predicted model, not a curated record.